Messenger RNA from Gryllus bimaculatus (two-spotted cricket), 3966 nucleotides. NCBI's taxonomy places the organism in Eukaryota, Metazoa, Arthropoda, Insecta, Orthoptera, Gryllidae. The record is from the annotation of a GenBank genome assembly.
AUGCAGGCCUCACCGACGACGGCGGCGGCGGAGGCGGCGGCGCCGGCGGCGAAGAGCAGGCGGUUGGAGCGCGCCAGCCAGCGCCCGGCCGCCACCAGCGCCACGCGGCCGGCGAAGUCGCCCGCGGUGGCGGUGGCGACGGCGCGCGCCACGCCCGCCUCCUCCAGCCCCAGCGCGCGUGCGUGCAGCGGGAACAUGGCGAAGAAGUUGAGCUCCUCCACGUGCGCCAGGCACAGCCCCACCGCCACGCCCACCACGCGCGCGUCGCGCAGCAGCGCAGCGUCCAGCCCCGCGCAGCGCAGCCACCGCGCCCUGCCGACACGAUACACAUUGGAUUUACCUCCAGUGGCUUGCCGCAGCAAAAAUGCUAUCAAACAAAAUGGUUUUCCAAAGAAAAAAAGUAAAACACUCUCAUUAUUAUUAUAUUGUGAAGGAUUGGGGCGCGGGGACGGGGGCGGCCGCAGCAGCAGCUGGCAGGCGGCGGCGGCGGCGCCCAGCCCCGCGAACCCCAGCUUAGCCGCCCGCGCGCCCGCCGCCGCCUGCAGCCGCUGCGCCGCCAGCGGCAGCGCCAGGCUGCCCGCGCCGAUGGCGCACUGCGCCACUGCCAUCGCCACCGUGCGGCGCCGCCGGAAGUGCUCGUUGAACGACGCCAGGCUGGCGCUCAGCAUCAGCCCGAAGCCCGCGCCUGCGCCCACCGUCCACUCCAUUGCAGGGCAUUGGCAAUCGCGCAGCCGCAGCGAUGGGAUGGGAUGGGAAGGAAUGAUCGCACACGGACCGAGUACAGGGAAGGGAGUGGCUCGUUGGGGAAGGAAGCAUCGCGUAGUCACCGUACGCCGCAUGCACAAGUGGUUAUUGAACGACGCCGAGCUCACGCUCAGCAUCAAGCCGAAGCCUGUGGCUGCGCCCACACCUACCGACUGGGCAUGCGAGGCGCUCACCUUGCACGGCGCCGUAGGUGAGCACGAGGUGCAGCGCGGAGGCGGCGAAGGCGGCCGAGAAGGAGCCGGCGCAGUAGACGAGGCCGCCGGCCACGCCCACCUGCCGGAACGAGAAGCGCCGGUACAGCGCCGGGCACAGCAGCCCUGCGACACACCGCCACGCCUUCGUCUCCGCUUCGCCUCUGCUGGCAGUCCUCUCACUCUAACAGUGCGUUCGCUUACAGUUGGCUCAUUCGCAAAUGGCUUCAUCACUAUCUCUUGCAAAGUUUUCACUCUGCGUGACGUUGGACAAACCGGAAAUGGGAAGACAAAAGGAGAAGAGACUGAUGAUGGAGGCAAUUGUGGCUCCUUCAUUUCCGGGGUUGGUUUCCAGCACAUCGGCAAACAUGAUGCCAAAGCACGGCAGGGCGCCCCAAAACGCCAUCUGCAACACGAGCAAUUCAGACGAAAACCAAUUCUUCCUCCUAGAAUAGAUGGUGCAUCUGGAGCAGAGUUAGAAGGUGCAGCUUAUUUGGUGGAUGAAUACAUGUACUUACAGCCAUGUGGCCGGUGGAGAGCGUGCGGGCGCCGAGUGCUGCAGCGGCGCUGCCUGGCCGAGGAGAAGCGCUGCGCGGAGCCAGUGGCAGCCGGCGACUGCUCGAGGCCUCGUGGCGGGGCGGUCGCCUUCCCUCCCUCCAACGCGCCCGCGCUGCGCCAGGCCUGGCCACUCCGCGCGGGAGGAGCAGAGAAGAGAAAGGGCGCGGCGGCGCUGCGAGGCUCGAGCCCUUGCGCCGCUCGGCAUCCGACACCCAUUCAUCAUGCAAACGCAAACUUCGAGCUCAUGAUUCCACGAGUUUCGUUAAUCUCAUUGGCCUCACGGUGCAGACUGGCAUGGUUGGGUUCCAUACAGUAUAAAACAUCAGCAUCUUCAAAUCUGAUGAGCUCAAGACCAGAGAAAGGGUUUCGGCCACUGCAGACUUCUGAGUUUGGCCAAAAUGACAGUUCCCAUUGUGUUCAGAGAGACGGGACUACAGAGGCCUUCUGUUGGUACAGCCCAUUAUCAUCAGGGCUGCUCAGAGAUGUCGGUCGCUGCAGUGGCCUAUCGGGUCACGCCUCGUUCAGUAGACUAGACUCUCUACCCCUCUUUGUCCUCUAUGGGCAAUGCGAGCAGCGCCCUCUCUCCUUAGCCUUCCCCUACCCUCGGGUUGACUCGGCCAGCAGCGGGGCACACACCUUUCACCAAGUCUCUAGGUUACGUUUACCCCCCCUUUCCCUCUAUGAGCAAUGCGAGCAGCGCUCUCUCCCCCUGCCCCGGGGCUGCCUUGACAAUCAGUGGGCUACCUCGAUUGCCUGCAGUGAAGUGGAGGCCAGAUUACUUGGGAGCGCCCACGGGAGCGCGAGCCCCGCCCUUCGACGAAUAGGCAACGUCGCCUCAGCCGGGGAGCUUGAUAGGAGAGAGGGCAAGAGCGCGACGUUAUCACUGCACCGCUCAAGGAAAUCGAACUGCCUGAGCUUCCGCUUCCCUUUUUCUUGCAAGUUGGACAAUUCCCGACAUCCGGCAACUAAACGGGGUGUUCUGAAAACUCUGGCCAUCAGAGAAACUAGAGCGUGGGACGAGGAAUCUGUACACUGCGUCAUGGAGCUCCUCAAGGGUACAUUUAUGGAUAACGGUUGCAGUACUAGCGAUCCCAAACGAACAUCAGGCAACGACCAGCUUCAGCAAUGCGUAGUAACGCGCAAUCUCCAAGCAGAGUAUUUCUGUAGCUGUUGCGAGGGCAACGCAACUUCCUGCAAACAGAACCUAGCGCACCAUCUCACUUCCUAUUUGGCGAAGUACUGUGAUGGUCGUGAGUUGGAUGUUCAAUUUGACGAUGAAGUUCAAUUUACGUCAAGAAAUAUACUGGAUAUUGUGGUAGUCAUGUUAAUGGCCGAAAUCAACGCCAAAAGGAAGCACACCUCCUACAUUCAACACAUCCUCUUGAAUGAAGGUCAUCUUCCCGACAAAUCUGAAAAGAAGAGUAAAUUAUUAGCACCAUAUCAUUGCACAAGCAGGAGUCUUGCACCUCGGCAUCGGGGGCGAAUCUCUGACCGAAGGUGUUGGAGUCGCGUGGGGAGAUAUCGGGACCUCCCAGCGAAACUUGGCAAGGGGCGCGAGCGUCUUGUUGGACGCGUAGGGUGGAUGAUGCGAAGCACCGUUUCUCCGCUCAUCGCCACUUCAACGGCCACUUCACGAGUGGUGGCCAUGCAGUCGUGGCCCCGUUGGUCACAACGCGCCUCGACGCUGAGGCGGCCCGAAUGCGGCUCAGAGCGAAACGCCGCCGUGUCCUGGGAUGCAUGUGGAGCGAUUCCCUUCCGCGCGAAGGAACUGGAUCGCUGCUCUUGGAGCUGCGCUGGAGGCAUCGUUCGCGCAGCGCACCGCGGGAACAACGCGACCGAGCUGGGGCAAGCGCUGCGACGUCGUGUGAGCGGGGAAACCACCGCGCCCUCCACCACGGCCACUCACGGGGGUUGGUGCAACGCCACUAUGGCUACGGAUUGCAAAAUUAAGAAUAUCUGGAAUACAGAAAGCCUGUUAUCGGGAGCCCCCUCCGCCGACGCCUCAGAUGAAAGGUUUCCACUUUGCCGAAAAUGCCGCCGCCGUCGAGAAAAAUCGGCGCUGACAUUUCCGAACGUCAGCGGAGACGAACGUGUAGAUUUCACAAGCACAUCUGCAGCGCGCGCCCCUCCGAGACCGAAAGCAGCCCGCGAGGACGAUCGACAACCGAAUGCGUUCUCCCAGGCUCCUCUGAUAUGUUUCCUCCUUGCCCAAGGACAGCACACAGUGCAACAAGCCACACACGGGGAUUACGGAUUACCGGCAAUACGUCAUCAGUCUAUGAUAAGUAUACAGAAAAUUGCAAAAUCUCACGUUCGCAAUUCUUACAAUCGCAAAACCUUCAGCCACAAAAUAAGACCUAUUUUACCUGGACCUGCCCGAAUUGCGGGCCUCACAGGCCCGAUUCUUACACGACAGUGGAUCUGCCGCAAGACAAAUUCGAUAACUGGGUAA